AUGGUGUCUUCAAAGGGACUGUGGAAAGAGAGGCCUUCAGCCCACACCUCUGAAUGCUUUUCCACCACAGCAUGCCCUGUGGCCUUUAUCCUGCUGGUGUGGAACAGUCAGACCCCUGCAGGGCUGCAGAGCCUCUGUACUGGGCGGCAUCCCGGCCUGAGUGCCAGAGCUCAGAGGGCAGGCCCCCGAGCAAGCAGAGAGGAGGGCACCUUUUGGACAGAACGUGUGGGACAAGAGCGAUGGCUCAUCCGUUCAGGUUCCUCACAAAAUGAGAGUCAGGAAGAUCAGGGCGCCGGCCUGAUUUCCCAGGCAGGGCUGAAAGCAGACAACCGGAGGGAGAGCAGCACCUGGGCCAAUGAGGUAGAAGACAGAAGACCACAGUGUACUCCUGCCCUCAACCUCACCCCCUCCCACCCACAUCCUCCACACUCCCUGACCACCUUCCUCAGAAGUGUAAUAGGAAUCCAGAUUCCCCCUGGCCUGGUUGCUGCAGGAGGCACAGUAGCCUGAUGGAGCCUGAGGCAGGUGUGGGAAGAUGUGGAUUGUCUAACUGGAGGUUGGGAGUCCAGGGUGUAGAAGCAGCUUGGAGUGCAGGAUUUGGUGGUACGUGUGUGGCAGUAGGCAAAAGAAAGAGACAACUGGCCGGGCGCGGUGGCUCACGCCUGUAAUCCCAACACUUUGGGAGACCGAGGCGGGCGGAUCACGAGGUCAGAUGAAGACCACGGUAAAACCCCGUCUCUACUAAAAAUACAAAAAAGUAGCCGGGCGUGAUGGCGGGUGCCUGUAGUCCCAGCUACUGGGGAGGCAGAGGCAGGAGAAUGGCGUGAACCCGGGAGGCGGAGCUUGCAGUGAUCUGAGAUCGCGCCA
Molecule: messenger RNA, 867 nt
Organism: Pan troglodytes (chimpanzee)
Lineage: Eukaryota; Metazoa; Chordata; Mammalia; Primates; Hominidae
Product: FAM231A/C-like protein
Exons: 1
Coding region: 1-510 (169 amino acids)
Source: RefSeq, a predicted model, not a curated record